Oncorhynchus nerka (sockeye salmon) is the source of this 2129-nucleotide messenger RNA. Its product is annotated as thioredoxin-related transmembrane protein 1-like. Bases 57 to 920 code for a protein of 287 amino acids. Gene Ontology annotation, molecular function: disulfide oxidoreductase activity. Gene Ontology annotation, cellular component: endomembrane system. The record is from RefSeq and is a predicted model, not a curated record. Lineage: Eukaryota; Metazoa; Chordata; Actinopteri; Salmoniformes; Salmonidae. The transcript has 7 exons.
GUUUCUGUUACUUCCGUGUUUAGCGUUCUAGGCAGUUUUCGUUUCGGAACAGCAACAUGGCGCAGCUGAAAACAAAACGUUCCUGUAAACUGUUAUGUCAAACUAAUUCACCUUCAUGUAAAUUAUCACGUAGUCAUCUUUUCCAACCACUCCUCUCAAUAAUAUUAGUCAGCUCCAUCGCAAGUUCUGCUGUAGGAGAAACAGAUACAGGCGUCCUGACAAUAACAGAUGCUAACUGGACGGUCACUAUGGAUGGCGAGUGGAUGAUAAAGUUUGUUGCUCCCUGGUGCCCGGCAUGUGCCCAGCUGAAGGAGCAGUGGGAGAGAUUCUCCAGCCUGGCAGCAGCCAUGGGGGUUUCUGUAGGAGAAGUGGACGUCACUGAACAGCCUGGUCUCAGUGGACGAUUUUUGGUUACCACACUGCCAACCAUUUUCCAUGUAAAGGAGGGUAGCGUGAGGAGGUAUGUGUCUGUCCGUGAGGCGGAGGAGUUCCAUACAUAUGUCUCUAACAGGAGGUGGGAGGAGGUGGAACCACUGCCUUCAUGGAAGUCUCCUAAUUCUCCUCUGAUGAGCUGCAUGGCCGGACUCUUCAGGCUUUCACUGUGGAUCCGGGUGAGACCAAAUCUCUCUCACACACACACACACACACAGAGAAAAUGGUGUAAAGGAUCCACACUCACUCAGAAUCGUGUGUGUGCGUGUGUAGUGGACUCAUGGGUAUCUGACGGGGGAUUUGGGCAUGCCGGUGUGGGGCUCCUACCUCUCCUUUGCCAUGGCAACACUUGUCACUGGGCUGCUGAUGGGACUGGUGCUGGUCCUGGUUGCAGAUUGCCUCUGUCCUUCCCGACAGAAGCGGAAGGAGGAGAGAGCAGGAGUGUGUGUGAGUAUGGCGGAGAAGAGGCAAGCGUCGGAGGCAGAUGAGGGUGAGGGGUCUAACAAGGAGGAGCCAGAGACACUGAGACAGAGGAGAGGACAGGCAAAACGUACCUCCUAACCAGUGGUUGGAACCUAAAUUAUUUUCCAAUCGUUUCGUUCUGAACAGAACCAUCUUUUUUUUGUUACAUUCCACUGUUUUCCGACCAGCAAAAUAAAAAGUUCUGAACCGGUUCGAACCAAAUAAAAGUAACAGUUUAUAUUGUUCCUUUCUGUUCCUUUUUAAACCUCUGAAAUUGUACAAAAAUAAAUAAUAAUUUGCUCAACAUUAAAUGACUUCACCAAUCAUGCAGUGCAGAUAGAGCAGCUUGAUAUGGAGCAGACAAGCUAUAGCUCAGUGAGUUGUUUUACAUGCAGCUGAAAUUUUGCGGGUGGAGGAAGCUUGGCUUAAAGCGCUGGGCAUCUUGUGGUGACAUGCAUUAUCUGAAUUAGGCUCACAGAAUUAUACCUACGGCGGAGCGGCUACUUUGGAGGAACUUUGAAUGUCUUUGAACUUCAGAGCUGGCUUAACAUUGAACCAGAACUAGCUAUAGCUAGCUAAUGAGCUUGUGUGUGCAGAGCGGCACCAGAAUUAAAAAUACAUCUUACCUUUUUGUAGUUAAUAAAUACAAUGUGAAAUGUGAUAACUAUAGUAUCCCAACUAGCAUUGAAAAAGUUAAUCCAUUCUUCUCUAAUUAAAAAUCUAUUUCCCUAAUUAAAAAUCUAUUUCCCUAUCUUCUGAAUCACGCUUGUAACGUCAGUAGGUUACAGCUAUGCUUCGGGGGGUUCUGAUUCUGUUCCUUGGAAAAUGUGGUUAUUUUCCGGUUUUCUGUUUUGUUCCCUGAACCAGUUCCAAGGGAAAUGUUCCCUUCAGACAGGUCGACAAAGACAAAAAUGUAUGCUGAACAAAAAGAGUGAUUUGACUAAUGCUUGUCGUGUGUUUUUAAAUGUGUGUAUGGGGGGUCUGGAAGGUUUCACUUUUCUAUUUUCGCCACUAUUGUUUUCACCCGUUUUUUAUAACGUGGUCCAAUUUUCUAUGAUUAUCACAAUAUAAACUUUAUUUUCUUUGAUUUGAAAUAGUUUUCUAUUGUUAAGACUGCCAUAUGCAUAUAUUGAUGGAUGACUAUGAUAAUGACUGAGUGUUGUUGCCAUGUGAGAGGCCCCUCCAUCCUUGAUAAUGGAUCAUUUAAUCACCAAAAUAAACAUUUUUAUACAAAG